GGACUGGCUGGUGGUGCAGCAAGCAUCAUGAGUAAGCACAGGGAAGUCUGUCCCUUAUCACGUGUGUAAGGGGAAAAAGAAAGUUUAAACAAGUAUCUUAAGUGGUGUUUCCUCACCGAUGGAGAAUUACUUCCAAGCAGAAGCUUACAACCUGGACAAGGUAUUAGAUGAAUUUGAACAAAACGAAGAUGAAACAGUUUCUCCUAUUUUAUUGGAUACCAAGUGGAAUAAGAUUCUAGAUCCCUCUUCUCACCGACUGUCAUUUAACCCUGCAUUGGCCACUGUGAAUGAACCUGCAGUUUCUAAUGAGUCACAGCCACAACUGAAAGUCUUCUCUCUGGCUCAUUCAGCUUCUCUGACCACAGAGGAAGAGGACCAUUGUGCUAAUGGACAGGACUAUACUCUGAAUCCAGAGAUUAACACAAUGUGGAUUGAUGAAAAUGCCGUUGCAGAAGAUCAGUUAAUUAAGAGGAACUGUAAUCGAGAUGAUCAAUGCAGUACUGUCGAAGUGGGAGAAAAGAAAUGUGGAAAUCUUGCUUGUCUGCCAGAUGAGAAGAAUGUUCUUGUUGUAGCCGUCAUGCAUAACUGUGAUAAAAGGACAUUACAAAGCGAUUUGCAGGAUUGUAAUAAUUAUAAUAGUCAGUCUCUCAUGGAUGCCUUUAGCUGUUCACUGGAUAAUGAAAACAGACAAACUGAUCAAUUUAGUUUUAGUAUAAAUGGGUCCACUGAAAAAGAUAUGAACUCAGAGAAGCAAAUGGAUCUGUUGAAUAGACCAAGUGCAGUGGGGGAUUCUGUUAAACAUACGUGUCCUACUUCAUCUGAUAAUCUAGCCAGUGUCUGUUCCCCUUCACAAUCAAACGAUGAUGAAAAUACAGGUAGAGAUCCCUCCAUGUCUGUGAUUACAAGUUUAACAAUUGAUUCAGUAAUCUCAUCCCAGGGAACAGAUGAAGAUCCUGCUGCUAAAAAGCAAGAGAACUGUACACCAGAUGAGGUUCUCACUGGCAAAACCAGCUCUGCUAGGAUGGAUCUAGGGAGUCCAAACUCCUUUUCCCAUCUGAGUGAGGGGAUUUUGAUGACAAAAGAGCCAGCAGAGGAGAGAACAACCGAAGAAUCGGUCCGAUCUGGUUUACCUUUGCUUCUCAAAACAGACAUGCCUAAUGGAUCUGGAAGGGAUGAUAAUUGUGAACAGUUUUCAGAUUGCCUUGUGCCCAGUGAAGUUAGAGCUGAUGAAAGGGAAGGUUGUGAACGUGAAGAAAUUCUUGGCACUGCAGAACUUCUUAAUAUGACAGAGCAUUUCUCUGAUUCUCAGGAGAUGACUAAUUGGAAACUGACUAAACUAAAUGAUAUGAAUGACAACCAAAUAAAUAAAGAAAAUGAGAAGUUUCUACAGUUGAGUCAGCCUGAGGACAUUUACAGUGAUAGUGGAGGAGACUGUGAUAGAAUGGCAGAAGCAGGUCUAGAUUUAAAAGGAACUUGUGUGAAUGAAAGUGAAGGAUGUGAUUUCUCCACUGUGGAUACACCAGCAGCAAAUUCUGUAUCUAAUUGUGAUUCCUAUGGAAUGCAGAGCCCAGUUGUUUGUUUUGUUCCAAAGACUUUACCCUCCAAAGAAGAUUCAGUAACAGAAGAAAAGGAAAUAGAAGAGAGCAAAUCAGAAUGCUACUCAAAUAUUUAUGAACAGAGAGGAAAUGAAGCCACAGAAGGGAGUAGUCUACUUUUAAACAGUACUGGUGACCUAAUGAAGAAAAAUUAUUUACACAGUUUCUGUAGCCAAGUUCCAUCAGUGCUUGGGCAGUCUUCUCCUAAGAUAGUAGCAAACCUGCAAUCUAUCAGUGUUCCUUUUGGUGGUGCAAGACCCAAGCAACCUUCUAAUCUUAAACUUCAAAUUCCAAAGCCAUUGUCUGACCAUUUACAAAAUGACCUUCCUACAAAUAGUGGAAAUAAUAUUAAAAACAAAAAUGAUGUUCUUGGGAAAGCAAAAUUAGGGGAAAACUCAGCAACCAAUGUAUGCAAUUCGUCUUUGGGAAACCUCUCUGUUGCUGAUACAAAUGGGGAACAUUUAGAAAGCUACGAGUCUGGGAUAUCCAGUAGACCGUGCCUUGCAUUAGCUCCAGAAAGUCCAGAUAAUGAUCUCAGAGCUGGUCAGUUUGGAAUUUCUGCCAGGAAGCCAUUUACUACUCUGGGUGAGGUGGCUCCAGUGUGGGUACCAGAUUCUCAGGCUCCAAAUUGCAUGAAAUGUGAAGCCAGGUUCACAUUCACCAAAAGGAGGCAUCAUUGCAGAGCAUGUGGGAAGGUUUUCUGUGCUUCCUGCUGUAGCCUGAAAUGUAAACUGUUAUACAUGGAUAGAAAGGAAGCUAGAGUAUGUGUGAUCUGCCAUUCAGUGCUAAUGAAUGCUCAAGCCUGGGAGAACAUGAUGAGUGCCUCAAGCCAGAGCCCUAACCCUAACAAUCCUGCUGAAUACUGUUCUACUAUCCCUCCCUUGCAGCAAGCUCAGGCCUCAGGAGCCCUGAGCUCUCCACCUCCCACUGUGAUGGUACCUGUGGGAGUUUUAAAGCACCCUGGAGCAGAAGUGGCUCAGCCCAGAGAGCAGAGACGAGUUUGGUUUGCUGAUGGGAUCUUGCCUAAUGGAGAAGUUGCUGAUGCAGCCAAAUUAACAGUGAAUGGAACUUCCUCUGCAGGAACCUUGGCUGUCUCACAUGACCCAGUUAAACCAGUAACUACCAGUCCUCUACCAGCAGAGAUGGAUAUUUCUCUGUUCUCUGGGAGUAUAACUCAGGUUGGAAGUCCUGUUGGCAGUGCAAUGAACCUAAUUCCUGAAGAUGGGCUUCCUCCCAUUCUCAUCUCCACUGGUGUAAAAGGAGACUACGCUGUGGAAGAGAAACCAUCGCAGAUUUCAGUAAUGCAGCAAUUAGAGGAUGGUGGCCCUGACCCACUUGUAUUUGUUUUAAAUGCAAAUUUGUUGUCAAUGGUUAAAAUUGUAAAUUAUGUGAACAGGAAGUGCUGGUGUUUCACAACCAAGGGAAUGCAUGCAGUGGGUCAGUCUGAAAUAGUCAUUCUUCUGCAGUGUCUACCGGAUGAAAAGUGUUUGCCAAAGGAUAUCUUUAAUCAUUUUGUGCAGCUUUAUCGGGAUGCUCUGGCAGGAAAUGUUGUGGGCAACUUGGGACAUUCCUUCUUCAGUCAAAGUUUCCUUGGCAGUAAAGAACAUGGUGGAUUCUUAUAUGUGACAUCUACCUACCAGUCACUGCAAGACCUGGUACUCCCAACCCCACCUUACUUGUUUGGGAUUCUCAUCCAGAAAUGGGAAACUCCUUGGGCUAAAGUGUUUCCCAUCCGACUAAUGUUGAGGCUUGGAGCUGAAUAUCGGCUUUAUCCAUGCCCACUGUUCAGUGUCAGAUUUCGGAAGCCAUUGUUUGGAGAGACUGGACAUACCAUCAUGAAUCUUCUUGCAGACUUCAGAAAUUACCAGUAUACAUUGCCAGUAGUUCAAGGUUUGGUGGUUGAUAUGGAAGUUCGGAAAACCAGUAUCAAAAUUCCCAGCAACAGGUACAAUGAGAUGAUGAAAGCCAUGAACAAGUCCAAUGAACAUGUCCUGGCAGGAGGUGCCUGCUUCAAUGAGAAGGCAGACUCUCAUCUCGUGUGUGUACAGAAUGAUGAUGGAAACUAUCAGACCCAGGCUAUCAGUAUUCACAAUCAGCCCAGAAAGGUGACUGGUGCCAGUUUCUUUGUGUUCAGUGGCGCUCUAAAAUCUUCUUCCGGAUAUCUUGCCAAGUCCAGUAUUGUGGAAGAUGGCGUUAUGGUCCAGAUCACAGCAGAGAACAUGGAUGCUUUGAGGCAGGCACUGCGAGAGAUGAAGGACUUCACCAUCACCUGUGGCAAGGCAGACGCCGAGGACCCCCAGGAGCACAUCUACAUCCAGUGGGUGGAUGAUGACAAGAAUGUCAACAAGGGUGUUAUAAGUCCUAUAGAUGGGAAGUCCAUGGAGUCUAUAACAAGUGUGAAGAUAUUCCAUGGAUCAGAGUAUAAAGCAAAUGGAAAAGUCAUCAGAUGGACAGAGGUGUUUUUUCUGGAAAACGAUGACCAGCACAGUUGCCUGAGUGAUCCUGCAGAUCAUAGCCGACUGACUGAGCAUGUUGCCAAGGCUUUUUGCCUUGCUCUCUGUCCCCACUUGAAGCUUCUGAAGGAAGAUGGAAUGACGAAACUAGGCCUACGUGUGACACUUGACUCAGAUCAGGUUGGCUAUCAAGCAGGGAGCAAUGGCCAGCCCCUUCCCUCACAGUACAUGAACGAUCUGGACAGCGCUUUGGUGCCGGUGAUCCAUGGAGGGGCCUGCCAGCUCAGUGAGGGCCCCAUCGUCAUGGAACUCAUCUUUUAUAUUCUGGAAAACAUCGCAUAGACAGAGGACUCCAUUGUUUUUCUGUUCAGACCUGUUGCAACAGCAGUCAUACCCAAAUCAUUUGCACUUUAGAACUGGAAGAUUAAGCUUUUGUUAACACUAUUAAACGGGGGGUGGGGUGGGAGUGGGGGCUUGGGGCCAGGGUGGGAAAGGGUAGUCGGGGGGACAGAUGUUCCAUAAUUCUGAGUCUUCUAUGCAUUGUCCACCAAGAAGACCUGGGCAGCUUCUGUUACUGCACAAGUUUAUGCUAUCCUUGCCGCUAAUCCCCUUCCGUUACUGUUUAGACAAAAAUUCUGCUCCUGUUUUAAGAUAUACUUAUGGUCUUGUGCUCAGAAAUGCACAAAUGGGUACAACCAUCACCAAGGACGGGGUUGGGAGGGCAGAGGGGAAAUAAAAAAUGAAGCAUUGGUCUUGCA
This is a messenger RNA of Hyaena hyaena (striped hyena), 4806 nucleotides long. RefSeq names its product zinc finger FYVE-type containing 9 (gene ZFYVE9). Gene Ontology annotation, cellular component: early endosome membrane. The record is from RefSeq and is a predicted model, not a curated record. Lineage: Eukaryota; Metazoa; Chordata; Mammalia; Carnivora; Hyaenidae. The transcript has 18 exons. Gene Ontology annotation, biological process: endosomal transport. Gene Ontology annotation, molecular function: metal ion binding. Bases 119 to 4390 code for a protein of 1423 amino acids.